Myotis davidii is the source of this 4069-nucleotide messenger RNA. It is a transcript of the gene REV1, whose product is annotated as REV1, DNA directed polymerase. Gene Ontology annotation, biological process: error-prone translesion synthesis; error-free translesion synthesis. Bases 39 to 3776 code for a protein of 1245 amino acids. Gene Ontology annotation, cellular component: nucleus. The transcript has 22 exons. Gene Ontology annotation, molecular function: DNA-directed DNA polymerase activity; damaged DNA binding; deoxycytidyl transferase activity. NCBI's taxonomy places the organism in Eukaryota, Metazoa, Chordata, Mammalia, Chiroptera, Vespertilionidae. The record is from RefSeq and is a predicted model, not a curated record.
UUGAUUUUAUUUUUUCUCCCUAAUACAGAAACUCCACCAUGAGACGAGGUGGAUGGAGGAGGCGAGCUGAAAAUGAUGGCUGGGGAAAAUGGGGUGGAUAUAUGGCUGCCAAGGUCCAGAAAUUGGAGGAACAGUUUCGAUCAGAUGCUGAAAUGCAGAAGGAUGGAACUUCAUCUACAAUUUUUAGUGGAGUUGCCAUCUAUGUUAAUGGAUAUACAGACCCUUCUGCUGAGGAAUUGAGAAAGCUAAUGAUGUUGCAUGGAGGACAGUACCAUGUGUAUUAUUCCAGGUCCAAAACAACACACAUUAUUGCCACAAAUCUUCCUACUGCCAAAAUAAAAGAAUUGAAGGGGGAAAAAGUAAUUCGGCCAGAAUGGAUUGUGGAAAGCAUCAAAGCUGGACGACUCCUGUCCUACAUUCCCUAUCAGCUGUACAGCAAGCAGUCCACUGUGCAGAAAAGUCUCAACUUCAAUCCUGUAUGCAAACCUGAGGACCCGGUGCCUGGUCCAAGCAAUGGAGCCAAACAGCUUAACAACAGGGUAAAUCACGUAAUUAAGGAGCUUGAGACAGAAAAAGAAAUCAAAGCCAAUGGAAUGAACAGUUGGAAUGAAGAAGAUGCAAGUAGUGAUUUUAGUUUUGCGGAGCUGGAGCAGAUCUUUCCAGAAAGGAAACAAAACGGGAUUCCGCCUCACAGAGACAGCCCUGCCAUUUUCAAUGGCCACACUCAUAGCUCUAAUGGUGCCUUAAAGAUACAGGAUUGCUGGGUGCCUGUAGGCAACAGUGUUGCCAGCAGGCUUUCUCCAGACUCUACCCAGAGGGAAGAGAAGGCUGAGAAUAGCAGCACCGACUUCAGAGACUGCAGUGUGCAGCUGUCGCAACAAAGCACCAGGAACACAGAUGCCGUGCGGAAUCCACACAGAACUAAUUCCUUCUCAUUAACAUCUUUGCACAGUAACACUAAAAUAAAUGGUGCGCACUACUCCACUCUUCAGGGGCCUUCAAGCACAAAAAGCACUUCAGGACCUACUCUUAGCAAGGCAGCGCCUUCAGUGCCAUCCAGACCCUCAGACUGCAGUUUUAUUUCAGACUUCUAUUCUCGUUCAAGACUGCAUCACAUAUCAACGUGGAAGUGUGAAUUAACUGAGUUUGUCAAUACCCUACAAAGACAAAGUAAUGGUAUCUUCCCAGGAAGGGAAAAGUUAAAAAAAAUGAAAACAGGCAGGUCUGCCCUUGUUGUAACUGACACAGGAAAUAUGUCAGUAUUGAGUUCACCCAGACAUCAGAGCUGUAUAAUGCAUGUUGAUAUGGAUUGCUUCUUUGUAUCAGUGGGUAUACGAAAUAGGCCAGAUCUCAAAGGAAAACCCGUGGCUGUUACAAGUAACAGAGGCACAGGAAGGGCACCUCUACGUCCUGGAGCUAACCCCCAGUUGGAGUGGCAGUAUUACCAGAAUAAAAUCCUGAAAGGCAAAGCAGCAGAUAUACCAGAUUCAUCACUGUGGGAGAAUCAAGAUUCUGUGCAUACUAAUGGAAUUGACUCUGUUUUGUCGAAGGCUGAAAUUGCAUCUUGCAGUUAUGAAGCCAGACAAGUUGGUAUUAAGAAUGGAAUGUUUUUUGGGUACGCUAAACAACUUUGUCCUAAUCUUCAAGCUGUUCCAUAUGAUUUUCAUGCAUAUAAGGAAGUUGCACGCACGAUGUAUGAGACAUUGGCAAGCUAUACACACAACAUCGAAGCAGUCAGCUGUGAUGAAGCGCUGGUGGACAUCACUGAAAUCCUUGCGGAGACCAAGCUUACUCCUGAUGAAUUUGCAAGUGCUGUCCGCAUGGAAAUCAAAGACCAGACUCACUGUGCUGCCUCUGUUGGGAUUGGUUCUAAUAUUCUCCUGGCUAGAAUGGCAACUAGAAAAGCAAAGCCAGACGGCCAGUACCACUUAAAGCCGGAAGAAGUCGAUGAUUUCAUCAGAGGUCAGCUAGUUACUAACCUACCAGGAGUGGGACGGUCCAUGGAGGCCAAACUGGCAUCUUUGGGAAUCAAGACUUGUGGAGACCUGCAAUACAUGACCAUGGCAAGACUCCAAAGGGAAUUUGGUCCCAAGACAGGGCAGAUGCUGUACAGGUUCUGCCGAGGUUUGGAUGACAGACCAGUUCGAACCGAAAAGGAAAGAAAAUCGAUUUCAGCUGAGAUCAACUAUGGAAUAAGGUUUACCCAGCCCAAAGAAGCAGAAGCUUUCCUUCUGAGUCUUUCAGAGGAAAUUCAAAGACGGCUUGAAGCUGCUGGCAUGAAGGGUAAACGCCUGACUCUCAAAAUAAUGGUACGGAAGCCAGGGGCCCCUGUAGAAACUGCAAAAUUUGGAGGCCAUGGGAUUUGUGAUCACAUCGCCAGGACGGUGACUCUCGACCAGGCAACGGACAGUGCAAAAGUAAUUGGAAAGGCCACACUGAACAUGUUCCACACAUUGAAGCUAAACAUAUCGGACAUGAGAGGGGUUGGGAUUCAAGUGAACCAGUUGGUUCCUGCUCACCCGAGACUUCACGCCUGUCCCAGGCAUGUGCCAGCUCAGCCAGAUCCCGGUGGCUCCCACUCUGUCCUGGACCUCCUCCAGGUUCAGAAAGCAAAGACAUCCUCAGAAGAAGAGCACCAGGAAGUAUUCCUGGCUGCCAUGGAUCUGGAAAUCUCAUCUGCCUCUAGAACUUGCACGGUCCUGCCAUCUCUCGCUACACAUCUGGCAUCUGCUGUCAGCCCUGUUACGAGCAAAGCCGAGCCUUCGGGGAAAUGGAAUGGUCUACAUUCUCCCAUCAGCUUAAAAUCAAAACUGAACCUGAGUAUAGAGGUCCCAUCACCUUCCCAGCUCGAUCAGUCUGUUUUAGAAGCACUCCCGCCUGAUCUCCGGGAACAAAUAGAGCAAGUUUGUGCUGUUCAGCAAGGGGAGCAGCAUGGUGACAAAAAGAACGAACCAGUAAAUGGCUGUAAUACAGGAAUCGUGCCACAACCAGUGGGGACAGUUUUAUUACAAAUACCAGAACCUCAAGCAUCUAACAGUGACAUGGGAAUCAACCUAAUAGCCCUUCCAGCAUUCUCACAGGUGGACCCUGAGGUGUUUGCUGCCCUUCCUGCCGAGCUUCAGAAGGAGCUGAAAGCAGCUUAUGAGCAGAGGCAGAGGCAGGGGGAGAGCAGCGCGCACCAGCAGGCAGCCAGCGCCGCAGUGCCAAAGAAUCCGUUACUUCAGCUGAAACCAGCCUCAGUGAAAGAAAAGAAACGAAACAAGAAGAAAAAUCCCAUCAGUUCCCCCAAAAAGGUUCAGAGCCCUUUGAAAAACAAGCUGCUCAACAGUCCCGUAAAAGCUGCGCCGGGGGCCAGCGGGAGUCCCCAGAAGUUAAUCGAAGGGUUUCUGAAACAAGAAGGUCCUGCCCCUGGAAAACCGCUGGGAGAACUCUCUGCUUCUACUUCAGGUGUGCAGCCUUCCCCAUCUGGCUGUGUCAGACCCCCAGCACCCAACCUUGCCGGAGCCGUCGAGUUCAGUGACGUGAAGACACUGCUCAAGGAGUGGAUCACCACCAUUUCAGAUCCAAUGGAAGAAGACAUUCUGCAAGUUGUGAAAUACUGCACUGACCUGAUAGAGGAGAAAGACUUGGAGAAACUGGACCUCGUUAUAAAAUACAUGAAAAGGUUGACGCAGCAGUCGGUGGAAUCAGUUUGGAAUAUGGCAUUUGACUUUAUUCUUGACAAUGUUCAGGUGGUUUUACAACAGACUUAUGGGAGCACAUUGAAAGUUACAUAGUGUGAGCAGGGAGCGCGGUGCUCUCGCUGCUGUGCCAUAAGUGCUUGUGAGGUAUCUACAAAGUGCAUGGUAGUAAUGCUCUGAGUUUUCAUAAUUUCAAAUUUCUUUUUGAGCAAGUGUUUUGUACAUUUCUUUUCAAAAAGUGCCAAAUUUGUCAGUAUUGCAUGUAAAUAAAUGUGUUCUUUUACUGUAGUAUAGAUUCUAUUUACAAAAUGUUUGUUUAUAAAGUUUUAUGGAUUUUUACAGUGAAGUGUUUACAGUUGUUUAAUAAAGAACUGUAUGUAUAUUUUGUA